AUGAAGAAAGCUCUGAUCCUGGGGGGGCUCACCCUGCUGGCCAUCAUGAGCCCCUGUAGAGGUGAAGACACAGUGGAAGCUGACCAUGUCGACACUUAUGGCACAAAUAUCUACCAGACAUAUGAUGACUAUGGCCAGUUUACCUAUGAAUUUGAUGGAGAUGAGCUGUUCUAUGGAGACCUGGAAAAAAAGGAGACUGUGUGGAGACAGCCUGAGUUUAGCAAUUUCACGACAUUUGAAAUUCAGAAGGCCCCGAGAAACCUUGUUGUGGUCAAAAACUUGGACACUUUGAUUAAAGAUUUCAACUUUACACCUUCCACCAAUGAAAUCCCUGAAGUGGCUGGGUUCCCCAAAUCUCCUGUGACCCUGGGCAUUCCCAACACCCUCAUCUGUCUAGUAGAUAACAUCUUUCCUCCUGUGAUCAAUAUCACUUGGUUUUGCAAUGGACAUUUGGUUCCAGAAGGUAUUGCUGAGACCACCUUUUAUCGCAAGAGUGACCACUCCUUCCUCAAGUUCAGCUACCUCACUUUUGUCCCCUCCACUGAGGAUUUCUAUGACUACAGGGUGGAACACUGGUGCCUAGAAGAGUUUCUCCUCAAGCACUGGGAACCUGAGCUUCCAACCCCUAUGGAAGAGCUGAUAGAGACUGUGGUCUGUGCUCUGGGGUUGGCUCUUGGCCUCAUGGGUGUUGUGAUAGGUACCAUCCUCAUCAACCAAGUCCUGCACUCCCGUGGAACUUCCAGCCACCAAAGGACCACAUGUGUGAUAACCUAG
Molecule: messenger RNA, 774 nt
Organism: Marmota flaviventris (yellow-bellied marmot)
Lineage: Eukaryota; Metazoa; Chordata; Mammalia; Rodentia; Sciuridae
Source: RefSeq, a predicted model, not a curated record